CCAGCAUGUGGCUGAAGUCCGGCCGCUGCCCCACAAUUCAGUCAUGCCGAGGCAUCGUCGAGGCUAUCGCUCAAUGGCACAUGAUAGUCCGAUAUUGAAACACUUAGCACCACAUUCCUUCAUCAACGACCAACAUGUCAGAGAAGAAGGGCCUACCAGCAUGGCAACGUCGCGCCGCCGACCCAUCCAUCCAAGCACCGAGUUCAGAACAUGACGCUACCCCGUCCGCCAUUGAUCGAGUCCGCAAGUUCCUCCAGGACCCGGCGGUCAAGGACGCCUCGCCCGAUAAGAAGAGGGCCUUCUUGCUGUCCAAGGACAUCUCGGAAGACGCCAUAGACCGGCUCAUGACUUCGGCAGACUCUGAGCGCAAGGACACAGACGCCGACAAGGACACUGCGAUACAAGACGCAACCGGAUCAACUACCGACGCCUCGACCGAAGCUGCCCAGCAAGAGUUCGACGCAAGCAAGACGACGCCACAGCCACAGGCAUAUGUCAGAACCACAGACGGCUCGCAAGAUGCUGCAAAGCAAGAGUUCGAUGCCUCCAAGGCCGUCUCCUUCUCGCCCACAGAGUUCAGAGCCGCAAACCCGUCUACCACCCCUGCACCACCACCACAGCAGCCACGACGAGACAUACCUCCUAUCGUCACCUAUCCUGAGUUUCUCGUCCAACCUCAAAAACCACCGCCACUCGUGACUGUGAGCCGCCUUAUUAACGCGACAUAUAUAGCAGGUGCCUUGACCGCAUCCGCUUAUGCUUUGUCAAAAUACAUCAUUGCUCCCAUGGCUGACAACCUCAAUGAUGCCCGGCAUGAUCUAUUUGAGCACACGAGUGAUUAUGUGGACGACUUCAACGACAGACUGUCCGAAAUCGUAUCCACAAUUCCCUCACAGGCAAAGUCCUUCCUGCCUAACACUGCCGAAUCCGCAGACUUUGACAUGGAAAGUGUCACCUCGGAUCCUACUGAGCUAUUUCACCGUGAUGUCGGCACCCAGACUUCACCAUCCCUUUCUCGUCGUACGAGUCUGUCCUCUGACACUGAUGUGGUCAAGGUCAAACCGGAUACUGUUCCUGUCAAGCAAGCCACACGCCUUGAAAUAAUCAAAUCUCAUUUAGCAGAGCUCCUCGAAGGCACCGAGAGCAACGGAGCCAGCAAUCAGACAUUACAGGAAAGCGUCGGCGAAACAAGACAGUAUCUUGACGGCCUCUAUUACACACCUCCAUCAUAUUCAUGGAAUGCCGAUAACACACUCAACACAAAUGGUGCCAAAGACAAACAGCCUGACGCAGCUGUGGCAUUGAAAGCCGAGAUUAGGGGUGUCAAGGGCGUCUUGCUCAGCGCGAAACGUUUUCCCUCGGUAGGAAGAGUUGGCGCUUGAGUCCUACUACCCAACAGGCGAUGACCAUAAAGUCUUGUCGACCUUGGACUGCACUGUUUCGCCACUCUCACAUCACGGGAGCUCGCUCACGACAGCACGCUUCUCAACCUCAAAUUCAGCCCUUGAAAUCCUGUUUCUAAUUAGAAUUUUGGUAUCCAAAGAUGCUUGCAGUGGGAAGGCUCCUUGAUGACUGGAUGUCAAGGAUGCGCAAACCUUGGACUGA
This is a messenger RNA of Aureobasidium subglaciale EXF-2481, 1605 nucleotides long. RefSeq lists its product as uncharacterized. Bases 135 to 1382 code for a protein of 415 amino acids. Lineage: Eukaryota; Fungi; Ascomycota; Dothideomycetes; Dothideales; Saccotheciaceae. The transcript has a single exon. The record is from RefSeq and is a predicted model, not a curated record.